AGCAAGGAGCAGAACAAUCAAUCUUUGUUAUUCGACCCGACCCAAGUUUUUCUGUGCGCAAGCUGCUCUUGUCGGUUACUCAUGGAACGUUGGAGUGGAAUAUUGAAGGUUCCUCUGUUUCCGGGUAGUAGAGGUCACUACAAAGUUGCAGCAUCUCUUUGUAUCUCAACCUCUUCUCGAAACCCAACUGUACCUUUAAUGAAUGCUAUAUUCUUCAAUGGUGACAGAGUUAGAGGGACUGGGAAUCCAGUGAUCGAAAGACUAUCGGAUCUUGAAUCGAUUGCUACAAUUAUUGUUUCGAAACUUGGCAAUAAUGUUAAUGCUUGGGUUAUUGAAGCUUCUAAGUUUAAUGGACCUUUUGCUGUUUAUAAGGACUUCAUCCCAUCAGUAAACGAAUGGGGUGAACCAAAAUCAUACGACUCAACUGGAUAUCCAGCAUCUACAUCCAUCGUUUCACUGCUGUCAAACUGUCUCAAUGAGGUUAAAAAUACCCUUUCGAGUAGACUUGAGGAACCAUGUGGUGGUGAAGCUCCUGGUUCAAGUUUUUUUUGGCCGAAAACAUUGCUGUUUGGGUUUAGCAAGGGGGGCAGUGUUCUUAACCAGAUAGUUACCGAGCUUGCUUUUUCUGAGGUCAAAUCAAAUGUAGUUUUCUCCCAAGUUGAGCAUGAUAUUCUUCCGACUUCUAAGGAAAGCCUGUUAAACAGUAUAACUGAAAUCCAUUAUGUGGAUGUUGGAUUAAACUCUGCUGGAGCAUAUAUUACUGACCAAGACAUAAUUAAUAGGAUCCGUAAGCGUAUUUCUGAAGGAGACUCAGGAAUACGUUUUGUGCUUCAUGGAACGCCUAGGCAGUGGUGUGAUAGCAUGAGGGUUUGGAUUGGGAAGGAAAAGGACACGAUGGUCCAUUUGCUUGAUGCCGAGUCUCAAAAGAGUGGAGGAACAUUAAGUGUUUGUGAAAGGUUUUAUUUUGCUAACAAGCCAGCUAAUAUGCAGAUGCAUUUUGAAGUAAUCGAAAGCAUGGAUAUCACCUGAGUACUAUAUCUACUUACUAGAAUGCAUAUUUUUAUUAGUGUUACUAUUGUGGAUUAGUUACUUGACAUGUUGAAAAAAGUUGAAGAUAGAUAAGUUAUUUGUAAAUAUGCUCAUAAACGUGAUUCCAAAUCUGAUGUUUUGGACAAACUUGAGGUACUUUGAGGCUUUUCUGAUGUGAUGUGAUCUUCUGAUCUUUCUAGUCUUGGUUUUUAGCCAUGGAAGGUUAUAAAAUGCCUUACUAAGUCUAUUAAAUGCGCUAAAGUUAUGAACCAUUGAUUUUGUCUAGGUAGGAGCAUAUGGAACAUAAAGAAUAUGGAGUUAUGGAGAUGCCAUUGCCAUAUGACAUUCUACAUCCCAACCAAUUACAUAACUACAAAAGAGGUGGCGCCACAUGGUGGAAGAUGUCCUUCUAAAGAGAAGCCUCACUUGAGUCACUUCUCAUAGUCUUAGUCCCAUACACAUACCUACAAGUAGUUGGGACUUGCCCAUGAUACAGAUUCGCAAUGUGCCUGAUUUUAAUUGGUAUGUUUGGAAUGACAACAAUACUAAGAUAUAGACACAGAUUUCUAGACAAUAUCGUGCCCGUACUGGGCGGCCAUGUUUUUUGCCCUGGAAAGUACCAUAACUUGCCAAAUAUAUGUACUUUCCUUGUAACUAUGAUAUUUACAAAGAUUAUGAAUUUAUGACGACUAUGACCUUCUUUUGUUUCA
This is a messenger RNA of Erigeron canadensis, 1739 nucleotides long. Its product is annotated as UPF0565 protein C2orf69 homolog. Lineage: Eukaryota; Viridiplantae; Streptophyta; Magnoliopsida; Asterales; Asteraceae. Bases 82 to 1029 code for a protein of 315 amino acids. Gene Ontology annotation, cellular component: mitochondrion. The record is from RefSeq and is a predicted model, not a curated record. The transcript is spliced from 5 exons.